AUGAACAAAUUCGACGGCCCUAAAUGUCCGGACUACAAACAAGUCUCUGGAAAGAUUCUAGAGUUUCUCACGAAGAUAUGUAAUGGAACCCCUCUCGCACAGGCGGACGCCAGGAUUCACAAUGUGCACUAUUCGCUGGAACGCCUCAAAAUUGAACGACUGUCGGGCGACCUGCUGCCGAUGGACAGAUGCUACAUCAAUCUGGCCAUUGUCGAGUGGCUUGGCGAUAAUGCAACUCGCGGAGGAAAAGGAGACACAGCACAACAGUCUUCCCCGUUUUCGCUCCUCGCCCGACUGAAGGUGGAGACACCAGACAAGACGAUCGAGGUCACGCUGCCGACGCUCUUUGAGCCUCGCAAGUCACAGGACGGCCAGAAGAAACAGCCAAGUCGCAUCCUGAUCCGUGGACGGGCAGGAGUGGGUAAGACUACUCUAUGCAAGAAGAUUGUCCAUGAUUUUAAAUACAACAACCUAUGGCAGGGCUUGUUCAAUCGCGUGCUUUGGGUACCACUGCGAAACCUGAAGGUGGAAAAGAGACAGAGUGCCGGAUACAACUUCCGGGAUUUGUUUUACCAUGAGUAUUUCUCUCAAGAUCUUGAAGGCCGCGAGCUCUCCGAAGCAUUGUGGCGCGCCUUGAAGGACCCCAAGAGCGGCAGGACUUUGUUCAUCCUCGACGGGUUCGACGAAGUGUCCCAGGGCCUAGGCGGCGACAUGUCCGUCUUCCUCGAAGAGCUCUUGAAUCAGCCAAAUGUCAUCAUCACUGCCCGGCCCAACGCACGGCUUCCUCCUCGGCUAGAUCCUCUUGACCUCGAGUUGGAAACCAUUGGAUUCUACCCGGACCAAAUCACGGCCUACAUUGAAAACACCUUUACCGAUCGAGAAACGAUCAAAGAGGUUCAAUCGUUUCUGCAACGCCAUCCGCUCAUGCAAGGUCUAAUGCGUAUCCCGAUCCAACUAGAUGCGUUUUGCUACACCUGGACUGGUUUUCCUCGGGAAGGUGUGCCGGAGACCAUGACAGCUGUCUACAAAGCUAUCGAGGAAAGUCUGUGGAAAAAAGAUAUCUUGAAGCUACAGAAAAAGAAGGAUGACCAGAUUAAGAAGGCUAGCCGGAAAAAGAUUGAAAGCUUCGUGGAGCAGGAGCUCAGAUUCCUCGAGUGCCUUGCCUUUUUGGGGUUCUAUGACGACGUGAUCGACCUCGAUUGGGAACUUCGAAACGCUAUUUCUGAUAGAUUUGAAUCAGAUCUCCUACUCGACAAAGAUCUGCCUUGUCUCUCAUUCCUACGAACCUCGGACCCUUCAUCAAACGACCAAGAUCGAAAUUACCACUUCUUACACCUCACGUUUCAAGAGUAUUUUGCAGCACGGUAUUUCAUUCGACAGUGGAAAGAUAAACAACAGCUCAAUUGUCUGCAACUCAGCCGUGACAAUUGUAACAAUAUGGAACCUACCACUUUCCUUGAGAAGUAUAAAUACAAUCCUCGCUACGAUAUCUUCUGGCGCUUUGUCGCAGGAUUACUCGAUGCCGAUGACAUGGCCCUCGACUUCUUCCAGAUGAUUGAGAAGGAACCACGCGAUCUCCUAGGACCUACGCACCAACGCCUUAUCAUGCAUUGCCUGAGCGAAGUUGAGCGGAAGGAGUCGAAUUUCACGGGACUUCGAGCGAGGCUAGAAAACCAACUAGAACAGUGGCUACUGUUUGAAUCCGAUUCUACGGGGAAUUCCGAACUAGUCUAUGAAAUGGAGUGUUCGGGACAGGUCCUGUCCAAUGUAUUAACGCAAGCAUCUGAAAGCGAAAGAACGGUUCUUCUCGAAUCACUAUCUAGACGAACAGCAGUGCCGUUUAAUGUUAUAGAAGUCGUAUCUCCAUGGCUGACCAACCGCACCUCUGCACGCCAAUGUGCUGCUAUCUUACGUAUAUUAGGAAACGAGCAUAAUAACUUACCGGACAAGGUGCUCCAAAGCAUCGCAGCACGGCUCGAGGAUGAGGAUGGGGACGUCCAGAGGGCAGCAAUCGAGGCGCUUGGAGGCCGCGCCGACCUCCCCGACCAGGUGCUCCAGAGCAUCGUAGUACGGCUCGAGGAUAAGGACGCGGACAUCCGGUGGGAAGCAAUCGAGGGGCUUCGAGGCCGCGCCGACCUCCCCGACCAGGUGCUCCAAAGCAUUGUAGCACGGCUCGAGGAUAAGGAUGGGGGCGUCCAGCGGGCAGCAAUCGUGGGGCUUCGAGGCCGCGCCGACCUCCCCGACCAGGUGCUCCAAAGCAUUAUAGCACGGCUCGAGCAUGAGGAUGGGGAAGUCCGGAGGGCGGCAAUCGAGGGGCUUCGAGGCCGCGCCGACCUCCCCGACCAGGUAUUCCAAAGCAUCGCAGCACGGCUCGAGGAUGAGGACAGGGGCGUCCGGAGGGCAGCAAUCGAGGCGCUUCGAGGCCGAGCCGACCUUCCCAACAAGGUGCUCCAAAGCAUCGCAGCACGGCUCGAGGAUAAGGACAGGGGCGUCCGGAGGGCAGCAAUCAAGGCGCUUCGAGGCCGAGCCGACCUUCCCAACAAGGUGCUCCAAAGCAUCGCAGCACGGCUCGAGGAUAAGGACAGGGGCGUCCGGAGGGCAGCAAUCGAGGGGCUUCGAGGCCGAGCCGACCUUCCCAACAAGGUACUCCAAAGCAUCGUAGCACGGCUCGAGGAUAAGGACCGGCGUGUCCGGGAGGCAGUAAUCGAGGCGCUUAGAGGCCGCGCCGACCUCACCGACCAGGUACUCAAAAGCAUCGCAGCACGGCUCGAGGAUGAGAACUGGAGCAUCCGGUGGGCAGCAGUCGAGGCGCUUCGAGGCCGAGCCGACCUUCCCAACAAGGUGCUCCAAAGCAUCGCAGCACGGCUCGAGGAUAAGGACAGGGGCGUCCGGAGGGCAGCAAUCAAGGCGCUUCGAGGCCGAGCCGACCUUCCCAACAAGGUGCUCCAAAGCAUCGCAGCACGGCUCGAGCAUGAGAACGGGGACGUCCAGCAGGCAGCAAUCGAGGCGCUUCUAUAUCAAUCAGCAUUAUCGUUAGAUGUCCUCAUCCCACAUAUCCGAUCCUUUUACGACGCUUUACUCCAGAAGAGCUUCAGGGAGCAUUUAUACUGGUACGCUUCGGAAAGAAGUUUUAUAGGGACGAACCUCGGAUAUAUCUCUUUAACUAGCGAGCAACAUAACGUCAAGGAGGUAGUGAGGAAGCUACUGUUAGAGAAGGGUGCUGCUAACGUAAAUGAUGGACGCAGACGGUUGCCGUCCACACUUAGCUGCUGA
Molecule: messenger RNA, 3273 nt
Organism: Podospora bellae-mahoneyi
Lineage: Eukaryota; Fungi; Ascomycota; Sordariomycetes; Sordariales; Podosporaceae
Exons: 5
Coding region: 1-3273 (1090 amino acids)
Source: RefSeq, a predicted model, not a curated record